CUGAAGGUUCAUGAAGCCAUUUUGAUUCAAAAUUUUGCUUAUUUCCUUCAUUAAAGUUCUGUUGUCAAAGUCUUAAAGUUUAAGUAGAGACUGCUUUAAUUCAUCUGAACUCUCCAGGAAUUUAACAAGCUUGUAUAGUUAUUUGCAAUUGCUCCCCUCUCAUUCAUCUUCUAGAUCUCUACUGCCUGUAAUAUCUAUUUGUAUAAUUUUGCACCCUCUCAUAGAAGUCUUCAGAUUGAUUUUAUGGCUUUGAAUCAAUUUGCAGUGUGUCAUCGAAAAUGUAUUGACAUGCCUGAAUGCAGACAAAAGCCUUGCCAACAGCUUUGAAGGCAUCAAUGUCCAUCACAUACUAAACUCCUCGACAAUCUUAUAAGAGAUCUUGGCCAAGAACCUGCAGUCAGAAAUUCCGAGUGGAAUAGAAACUCGCUGGUUGUUGAAAGUCAAAGAGUCUAUCUUAGCAGGGUAUUUAACUCUUUAGUGGCCAAAUUCAUUUGGUUUAGGCUUAAAAAUACCGAAAUAUUCUAAGUUAGGAGCUAUAAUUUUAGAACAAUCUUUAACCAAGACUUUAUAAUUGUAUGAACGAUAAUUCAAGUAAACCUUAGGCCCAAAAUCAUUUAUCCUUUUUGAAUGAUUAUAGCUUCAGUUUUGAAUAACUUCUUUUGAGAUCAUCAUCUCGUCUUCCACAACCUUAUUGUUAUA
This is a messenger RNA of Moneuplotes crassus, 699 nucleotides long. The record is from the annotation of a GenBank genome assembly. NCBI's taxonomy places the organism in Eukaryota, Ciliophora, Spirotrichea, Euplotida, Euplotidae.